AUGAGAACAUUACUGCCUCCUCUUCUUUCUUUCUUUUUAUACAUUAUAGUUAUUCUUUCUUAUUUUCUUUCUUUCUUUCUCUUCUUUCUUUCUUUCUUAUUUUCUUUCAUUCUUUCUUUCUUUCUUGUUUUCUUUCUUUCUUUCUUAUCCAUUAUAUCUUUCUUUCUUUCUUUUUUCUUUCGUUCUUUCUUUCUUUCUUUAUUUCUUAUAGUCUUUCUUUCUUUCGUUCUUUCUUUCUUAUACAUUAUUGUCUUUCUUUUUUCUUUCUUUUUAUACAUUAUAGUCUUUCUUUCUUUCUUUUUUCUUUCGUUCUUUCUUUCUUUCUUUAUUUCUUAUAGUCUUUCUUUCUUUGGUUCUUUCUUUCUUAUACAUUAUUGUCUUUCUUUUUUUUUUCUUUUUAUACAUUAUAGUCUUUCUUUCUUUUUUCUUUCUUUCUUUCGUUCUUUCUUUCUUUCUUUCUUUAUUUCUUAUAGUCUUUCUUUCUUUCGUUCUUUCUUUCUUAUACAUUAUUGUCUUUCUUUUUUCUUUCUUUUUAUACAUUAUAGUCUUUCUUUCUUUUUUCUUUCUUUCUUUCGUUCUUUCUUUCUUUAUUUAUUUCUUAUAGUCUUUCUUUCUUUCGUUCUUUCUUUCUCAUACAUUAUUGUCUUUCUUUUUUCUUUCUUUUUAUACAUUAUAGUCUUUCUUUCUUUCUUUUUUCUUUCGUUCUUUCUUUCUUUCUUUAUUUCUUAUAUCUUUCUUUCUUUUUUUUCUUUUUUCUUUUCUUUCUUUUUCUUUUAUUUUUAUAGUCUUUUUCUUUUUUCUUUCUUUCUUUUUUAUACAUUAUUGUCUUUCUUUCUUUUCUUUUUUUCUUUUUUCUUUUACAUUUUUUCUUUUCUUUUGUCUUUUUACACAUUAUUGUCUUUCUUCCUUUCCUUCUUAUACAUUAUUGUCUUUCUUUCUUUCUUUCUUUCUUUUUUCUCAUACAUUACUACCUUCUUUUCUUUCUUAUACAUUAUUGUCUUUCUUUCAUUCAUUCUUUCUUUCUUCCUUUUUCAAUAUAUCAUCGUCUUUCUCUCUUAUUUUUCUUUCUUUCGUGUCAUGGAAUCCGAUACGCAGCCAAUAUUUAGUGGUUGUUCUGGCGAUAUGGUAUUCGUAAUGGACGCAUCGAGCAGUAUCUGGGUGGUCGACUUCACCCGACAACUCGAGUUUGUGGCAAGCCUUGUUGAUACUUUCAACAUUGGGCCUGGUCCCAGACAAGUCAGCAUUGGCGCCAUAACGUUCAGUGAUCACGCUCACCUUGACUUCGCGUUAGAUCGUUUCUACAGUCGUUCAGAACUAAAAGAAACCAUUUUAAAGAUUCCCUACCGAAUGGGAGGAACUAACACUGCAGAGGCGUUGAAAUUACUGAAAACCGUUGUGACGCCGUAUGUCCGUCUGAAAAGGCGACCCCUGAUCGCCGUGGUCAUUACAGACGGCUUGUCGUGGGAUUCAGCACAAACAAAGAGAGAAGCUGAGGCGCUACACCGUCUUGGUAUCAACACGCAUGCCAUUGGAGUCGGGGAUCAUUAUGACAUGGAAGAACUAAAAGCGAUUGCCAGCGAUCCUGUCCAUGGGGUCCAUAAAGUGACCAGCUAUUCGGCGCUUAACAACAUCGCCGAUAAAUUCAGGGGUCGCCUAUGUGAAGGUAAGACUAAAUUUAAAUGA
Acanthosepion pharaonis is the source of this 1683-nucleotide messenger RNA. Lineage: Eukaryota; Metazoa; Mollusca; Cephalopoda; Sepiida; Sepiidae. The record is from the annotation of a GenBank genome assembly.